Molecule: messenger RNA, 5231 nt
Organism: Triplophysa dalaica
Lineage: Eukaryota; Metazoa; Chordata; Actinopteri; Cypriniformes; Nemacheilidae
Product: NACHT, LRR and PYD domains-containing protein 12-like
Exons: 22
Coding region: 226-5049 (1607 amino acids)
Molecular function (GO): protein binding
Source: RefSeq, a predicted model, not a curated record
GCAACCCGACUGUAGAACCCGCGCCGCAGCAUCAGGAAGACAUUCUCUAAACCGAAAGCAUCUUUCCGCAGUCAGCCACCUGCUACAGUUCGAAACUGCUUCACAUUUUACAAAGACACGAAUCACCGCGCCCUGUGUUUACAUGAGGAAUUGACACUGCGUUCAUUUCUAUUGAAGACCACAACCCUGAAAUUGAAUUUUCCAAUUUGCAUAUGAAGCUCCAUUAUGAGCAACACACAGACAUCUACAGAUGGAGAUUCUUCUCCACAGUCCAGUUUAUUUGAUCUGAUGAGAUCAAAUGCAGACUUCAGCUGUGUGUCUAUGAAGAGUAACCGAUCUAUGAAUCCACCAGUUGUAUUCAAGAAUCAUGAUAUAUCACCUGCUGUCAGCUGUGAGUCUGAACUCCUCAAGACAUUCAAAUCAAAUCUGAGGAAGAAGUUUGAGUGUUUGUGUGAGGGAAUAUCACAAGAGAGAAACCCAACACCGCUGAAUGAGAUCUACACAGAGCUCUACAUCACAGAGAGUGAAAGUAGAGAGAUCAGUAAUGAACAUGAUGUGAGACAGAUUGAGACACAAUCCAGGAGAACAGUAACAGAGGACACACCAAUCAAAUGCAACGACAUCUUUAAAGCUUUACCUGAACAAGACAAACCCAUCAGACGUGUGCUGACAAAGGGAGUCGCUGGCAUUGGAAAAACAGUCUCUGUGCAGAAGUUCAUUCUGGACUGGGCUGAAGGGAAAGAGAAUCAGGACGUCCACCUCAUAUUUCCACUUCCUUUCAGAGAGAUCAACCUGAUGAAGAACCAAACACUCAGUCUUUUAGAUCUUCUUCAUCUUUUCUUCCCAGAGACAAAAGAACUGGAAAUCUCCAGCGGUGAAUAUAAAGUGUUGUUCAUCUUUGAUGGUUUGGAUGAGUGUCGUGUGUCUCUAGAUUUUCACAGCAGUGUGAGGUUGUGUGAUGUCAGUGAAUCAGCCUCAGUGGACGUGAUCCUGACAAACCUCAUGAAGGGGAAUCUGCUUCCCUCUGCUCUCAUCUGGAUCACCUCCAGACCAGCAGCAGCUGAUCUCAUCCCCUCUGAGUGUGUUGAUCGAGUCACAGAGGUACGAGGCUUCACUGACAAACAGAAGGAGGAAUACUUCAGCAAGAGAAUCAGUGAUGAGAGUCUGAACAACAGAAUCAUCUCACACCUGAAGUCAUCCAGGAGCCUCUACAUCAUGUGUCACAUCCCAGUGUUCUGCUGGAUUUCAGCCACUGUUCUAGAGAGAAUGUUGAGUGAAGCAGAGAGUGAAGGAGAGAUCCCAAAGACUCUCACUCAAAUGUACACACACUUCCUGAUCAUUCAGACAAACAUCAAACAUCAGAAGGACUAUGAGAAGAAAGUGAAGAAUGAUGAAGACAUGAUCUUCAAACUGGGCAAACUGGCUUUUGAGCAGCUUGAGAAAGGGAACCUGAUCUUCUAUGAUGAGGACCUGAGAGAGUGUGGCAUUGAUGUAGCAGAAGCAUCCGUGUACUCAGGAUUGUGCACUCAGAUCUUCAGAGAGGAGUUUGGCUUGUAUCUGGGGAAAGUUUACAGCUUUGUUCAUCUCACCAUUCAAGAACAUCUCGCAGCUCUUUAUGUGCACCUCUCCUUUGUAAACUACAACAUGAAUGUUUUUGACCAAAUUAGUGCACCAACUUAUACACCUAAUGAUGGAGAAUUUAGAUUUUCUUACUUGCAUCAUAGAGCUAUAGAUGAAGCUUUACAGAGUAAGAAUGGGCAUCUGGAUCUUUUCCUUCGGUUCCUUCUGGGUCUCUCACUGGAGUCCAAUCAGAAUCUCAUACAUCAUCUACAGACCGGAGGCCCGCCUUUCAAAAAAGAAGAAACAGUUGUGUUCAUUCAAAUGAGGAUCUGGCGUGACCCUUCUCUAGAGAAAUCCAUCAAUCUCUUUCACUGUUUGAAUGAACUGGGAGAUCCAUCCCUCAUAGAGGAAGUUCAACAAUAUCUUCAAUCUGGUAAAAUAAGAGAAAUGAACCUCUCGCCUUCACAGUGGUCAGCAUUAGUUUUUGUGUUGCUGACUUCAGAGCAGAACAUGAAUGUGUUUAAACUGAAGGAAAUUGUUGGACCACAAAUUGAAGCAAAGGAAUUUUCUCAGAUGGAGCCGUCUACUGUAACCAGAUCAGAUCAAUUAAAACAGAUACAAUUUGUUGGGUCAGAUGAAUUCCUGCAGAAGCUUCUGCCUGUGGUUAAACAGCACAGAUCUGUUGACUUAAGUGACUGCAAUAUCACAGAUGAAGGUUGGGCUGCUCUUUCUUCAGCUCUGAGAUCAUACCCCUCACACCUGAGACAUCUGGAUCUGUCUCAUAAUAAUGUUGGAGAUUCAGGAGUGAAGCUGAUCUCUACUGUACUGGAGAAUCCUCUCUGUAAACUGGAGAAACUGGGGUUGAGUCGGUGUAAUGUCACAGAUGAAGGUUGUGUUGCUCUGACUUCAGCUCUGAGAUCAAACCCCUCACACCUGAGACAUCUGAAUCUGUCUGAUAAUAAAGUAGGAGAUUCAGGAGUGAAGCUGAUCUCUGCUGGACUGGAGAAUCCUCACUGUAAACUGGAGAAACUUGAACUGUGUAAGUGUAAUAUCACAGAUGAAGGUUGUGCCGCUCUGUCUUCAGCUCUGAGAUCAAACCCCUCACACCUGAGAGAACUCAAUCUAUACAAUAACAAUAAUGUAGGAGAUUUAGGACUGAAGCUGAUCUCUACUGUACUGGAGAAUCCUCAAUGUAAACUGGAGAAACUGGAGUUGUUUUAUUGCGAUAUCACAGAUGAAGGUUGUGUUGCUCUGUCUGCAGCUCUGAGAUCAAACCCCUCACACCUGAGACAUCUGGAUCUGUCUGGGAAUAAUGUAGUAGAUUCAGGAGUGAAGCUGAUCUCUACUGUACUGGAGAAUCCUCACUGUAAACUGGAGACACUGGUAUUGAAUUGGUGCAAUAUUACAGAUGACGGUUGUGUUGCUCUGACUUCAGCUCUGAGAUCAAACCCCUCACACCUGAGACAUCUGGAUCUAUAUGGAAAUAAUGUAGGAGAUUCAGGAGUGAAGCUGCUUUCUUAUCUAAAGCAGGAUCCAGGUUGUAAACUGAAUACACUGCACUUAAGUGAUUGUUAUAUCACAGAUGAAGGUUAUGUUGCUCUGACUUCAGCUCUGAGAUCAAACCCCUCACACCUGACAGAACUGAAGUUGUCUAGGGUGAAUCUAGGAGAUUCAGGAAUGAAGCUGCUCUUAGCCGUACUGGAGAAUCCUCUCUGUAAACUGGAGAAACUGUGGUUGAAUCAGAGUAAUAUCACAGAUGAAGGUUGUGCCGCUCUGUCUUCAGCUCUGAGAUCAAACCCCUCACACUUGAUAGAACUGGAACUGUCUCAGAAUUAUUUCAGAGAGUCAAGAGUAAACCUGAUCUCUCAUCUGAUGAGAAGACGCUUCCAUGGUAAUGAUACAGCUCAACAGAGUACUGGUCUGACUUCAACUCUGAGAUCAUACGCCUCUGAACAGAAAGAGAUUCAGAAUAAAUUAGGAGAUUCAGGAGUGAAGCUUAUCUCUACUGUACUGGAGAAUCCUCACUGUAAACUGGAGAAACUGAGGUUGAGUCGGUGUAAUAUCACAGAUAAAGGUUGUGUUGCUCUGACUUCAGCUCUGAGAUCAAACCCCUCACACCUGAGACAUCUGGAUCUGUCUGUUAAUAAAGUAGGAGAUUCAGGAGUGAAGCUGAUCUGUGAUGUACUGGAGAAUCCUCACUGUAAACUUGAUACACUGAAGUUGUGGAUGUGUAAUAUCACAGAUGAAAGUUGUGUUGAUCUGACUUCAGCUCUGAGAUCAAACCCCUCACACCUGAGACAUCUGGAUCUGUCUGAUAAUAAAGUAGGAGAUUCAGGAGUGAAGCUGAUCUCUACUGUACUGGAGAAUCCUCACUGUAAACUUGAUUCACUGAAGUUGAGGAGGUGUAAGAUCACCGAUGAAGGUUUUGUUGCUCUGACUUCAGCUCUGAGAUCAAACCCCUCACACCUGAGACAUCUGGAUCUGUCUGAUAAUAAAGUAGGAGAUUCAGGAGUGAAGCUGAUCUCUACUGUACUGGAGAAUCCUCUCUGUAAACUGGAGACACUGACGUUGAACUGGUAUAAGAUCACAAUCACAGAUGAAGGUUGUGUUGAUCUGACUUCAGAUAAGACUCUAGGAGAUUCAGGAGUGAAGCUGAUCUCUACUGUACUAGAGAAUCCUCACUGUAAACUGAAGACACUACAGUUGAGUCAGUGUAAUAUCACAGAUGAAGGUUGUGUUGCUCUGACUUCAGCUCUGAGAUCAAACCCCUCACACCUGAGACAACUGAAUCUGUCUGUGAAUAAUCUUGGAGAUUCAGGAGUGAAGCUGAUCUGUGAUGUACUGGAGAAUCCUCUCUGUAAACUGGAGACACUGAGGCUCUGGGUGUGUAAUAUCACAGAUGAAGGUUGUGCUGCUCUCUCUUCAGCUCUGAGAUCAAACCCCUCACACCUGAGACAUCUGGAUCUGUCUGAUAAUAAAGUAGGAGAUUCAGGAGUGAAGUUGAUCUGUGAUGUACUGAAGAAUCCUCUCUGUAAACUGGAGACACUGAAGUUGUGGAGGUGUAAGAUCACAGAUGAAGGUUGUGCUGCUCUGACUUCAGCUCUGAGAUCAAACCCCUCGCACCUGAGAGAUCUGAAUCUGUCUCUGAAUAAUGUAGGAGAUUCAGGAGUGAAGCUUAUCUGUGAUGUACUGAAGAAUCCUCUCUGUAAACUGGAGACACUGUGGUUGAGGAGCUGUUCUAUCACAGACGAAGGUUGUGUUGCUCUGACUUCAGCUCUGAGAUCAAACCCCUCACACCGGAGACAUCUGGAUCUGUCUCAUAAUAAUCUAGGAGAUUCAGGAGUGAAGCUGAUCUCUGAUCUAAAGGAUGAUCCGCAGUAUAAACUGGAGACACUAAAGAUUGAUCUACCAGAGACCUAUGACAGUCGUCCCAUGAGGGUAGGAGUGCAUUCCAAUCUGAUGGAAAGAAUGAGUUACAGAAAAACAUAAAAAGAAUGAUGAAAUUCAUAACAGCACAGAGAAAACACAAAAUAACAGACUUAACCCACAGAUCUUCUCAUGAGGUGCCAAUUCUGUCUUCUGAGUCACUGUGUUACACCUGAUCAUAUAUAUUAUUUGUCAUUUUAUGUCUAUCUCAUUUUGUAUAUCUAAUAAAGUUUCCAUUUAAACAA